This is a messenger RNA of Bursaphelenchus xylophilus (pine wood nematode), 276 nucleotides long. The record is from the annotation of a GenBank genome assembly. NCBI's taxonomy places the organism in Eukaryota, Metazoa, Nematoda, Chromadorea, Rhabditida, Aphelenchoididae.
AUGCCGUUGCGGGCACAAAGGGCUUCGCCUGCGACAGUAGCUGUUCAUCCAAAUGGAUUUCAAGUUCCUACUGUCAAUGUCGGAUCAAUCCAAAACGAGGGAAAAUUGGAGCAAUUCAAGAAAUUGUUGGAAACGGAAGCGAUCAGUAUGAAUUCGACAUCCCCUUAUACACGACCGUUUGGGCGCUUCAGGAUGGAAUGGAUCGACGAUGCUGGCCAGAAUCAUGGCCUCCGAUGGAGCGAUCCUACCCUGACCGGGCAAUGGAAACCAUUAUGA